AUCCGUGGGUCUCUCAGGGCUGUUCAUUCUGUGACAGUGACUUGCAGGCACCAGAUCGUAUGCAGCCUGCAACAGGGGGGGGGGACAUAGGAUUAUUCUCAGUGACACAUCCAUAUACUGGAUUUCCUUAAAGCAAUACAUAAAUUUGCCCAUCUUUUUUUUUAUUUUUUUUUAUUUUUUUUAAAUUAAAAAUAGAAGAUUUUUUUCCUCUCUAUUUUCCUACAGAAGGAAAUCUAUUCUUUCUCCUUCCAGACAUGAAUUUACAGUGGGAAUAUACAGGGAUCCUUCAAGCCAAAGCAGAUGGUGUAUGGGGCGAAGCUGUGUUCCUUGCAAGCUUUGAUCUAGCAGGGAGAGAAGCUUACCAGGAAAAAUACCUUUCUGCGGAAUGUGUAGUUUUAAAGCAGCAUAGUGCUCCUUUCUUAGCUUAGCAGAUACUCCAUCUGUUCCUGGACCACAUUACCAAUGAGAGACUCUACCAUGUUGCAUACAGAGGGCAGUGCCUUACUAAAGGCGGUAUGGCAGGGGAAAUUCAGACUGACACGCCUUUUGCUGGAAGGAGGGGCUUACAUCAAUGAGGGCAAUGCCCAAGGUGAAACUCCUUUGAUGGCAGCCUGCUUAGCCAAAUAUGAUGACCCCCAAAAUAAGUCCCGAAUGGUAAAAUACCUUCUGGAAAAUGGGGCUGAUCCAAACAUACCUGACAAGAUGGGUAAAACGGCUUUAAUGCACGCUUGCUGUAACCUGACUGGGGCAAGUGUGGUCUCAGUUUUGCUUGAACAUGGUUCAGACCCCAGUAUGAAAGACUAUUCAGGUACAUCUGCUCUUAUGUAUGCUCUUAAUAAAGGUGACCGAGAUACCUUAAGGGUCCUCUUGGAUGCUUGCAAAGCUAAAGGCAAAGAGGUUAUUAUUAUUACCACAGAUACAUCUCCUUCUGGGACCAAAAAGACAAAGCAGUAUCUCAAUUCUCCCCCCUCACCAGGAGUUGAUGAAAAGCAAUCUCCAUCAUUAUGUAUGUCUCCCUCUGACAUUGACCUGAAAACAUCGCUUUCCCCUGCAAGCGAGAAAGAAGAAGCCCGGGAUGUUUUUAACUUCAAUAUGGGUACAAGGCUGACGUGCCCUACAUCCAGCAAACUAGAAAUUAAAAUCUCCGAUCACAUACCUAGUAAAGGAAGAAUGGUGAACAAAAAGCAACUGAAAAGGCUAAACUCUGAACCUUGGGGUUUAGUGGCCCCUUCUGUAUUGGCUGCAUCUCAUCUUGCAGCACCUGCGGAGAAGCCUAGUGCUGAAGAAUCAGAAGAAAAUAUCAUUACCGAAAUAAAUAACUUGUCCAUUACAAAGAGACCUUUGCUGUCUAGACGUCACAGCAUAGAGGGUCAAGACUCGUCUUGCUUUAAAACCGGAGAUCAGUCAACUGAGGAGGAUCCCUCAGGCCCAGACUAUUCUUGGGCUGACAAGGUCCAUCUAAGCCACCUACAUCAGCCACUGUCAAGACGCAACACAGCACCUGAGGCUCAGGAAACAACUAGUGCCACCUUGGCUCCGACCAUUGGGGCCAACUUACGAGGAGUUCCUCAUCAUAAAUUAACACGUAUGGACCACUAUGAAUCAGACUCCCACCUCUGCCCUGAUUCUAUUCCCGGUUCUCCAGACUCAGGUCGUGUGUCAUUAGAAAGGAGAAAAUACAAUGCUUCUCCUCUAACACUUUUUACCAGUUCCUCGCGGGAAUCAUUAGAGAGUAUUCCCAGCGCUGUCUCUCCUAUGACUGUCCGUCGUAGGACCCCCGGUCUUCUGGAAAGGCGAGGAUCUGGAACUCUUCUUCUGGAUCACAUAUCUCAUACUCGACCAGGCUUCUUACCACCUCUGAACGUCAACCUCAACCCUCCAAUUCCUGACAUCAGAGCUAACGGAAAAGCUCCAUCACCAGUUCAUGGCAGUCAAAAGACACUGAUUCCUGUGGCUCCAAGUUCUCCAAAACACUUUGACGCCAAAGCCAAGAAGAAGCUCAUAAGGAGACAUUCUAUGCAAACAGAACAGAUCAAACAGCUGGCCAGUUUUCAGAAUCUUUUUACUCAGAAUGAAUCUGAUAAGUAAAGAAUUCUGAACAUGGAAAACCAAUAUGGCUCUAACAUGAAGAAAACCAAUCAAAAGUAAAUAUGUAAAUCUUCCAACUUAGUGGCUCAUCGUGAUAUCCACAGGAGUAUAAAUGAACAGGAAGCCGCCUCCAUCAUGGUCACCCUUUUUCUUGAUUGUUUCUCAUCUCAUGGGCUUUAUGAAGAUUUUGCACACACACGUGGGAAUAUCGGUGAAUCUUGGAAAUGUAGCAUUUUGAAAUUAGACCAUUUAGGGGUCCUUUAAAUAAAAAUAGAGUUAAAAUCUGCAAAAAAAAAAAAAAGAUAAACUAAAGUGCUACCCUUCCUAUGACUUUUGGGUACUUAAGCUACUAAGAAGAUGGCCUGCAUCAUCGAAAUGCUGUAUAAUUCUUAGUGUAUGUUUUAUAUAAAUUAUGUGUAAAAACAUCAAUUGUAAAUAGUACAAUGUAAAAUGGUCAUGUAACGAAAAAAAAUUAUUUGCAGGGUAUUAAACAGGGUCAGUCAGGAAUGUUGAUUUAAAGAUAUUUGCUUAAACAUGUUGACCAGAUGGUGCUUUACCUUAAAUCCAAACCAUAUCUUCUAGCACCAUCUCCUGGCAAACUAAGUAGCAGAUUUUAUUGUAUUUUUUUUGUUAUACAGUAACACAUUUUAUAUAUCGUCAGUAGAGUUUGAGAGGAUUGUUUGCUGGAGCACUUAUAUAGGACAGAAAAGUUUAUCUUCACACACAUACAUAUAUAUAUAUAUAUAUAUAUAUAUAUAUAUAUAUAUAUAUAUAUACACUAAUAAUUGAAUGUAUAUUAGAGGAAUUUUUUUUUGCUACAAAUUUCCCAAAAAAAGAGCUUUACACUGGUGAGAAUGUUACCAGUAAAGCACACACGGAAUAAAUAAAAAUAAAGAGAUGUAUAACUAAUGAUAAAUGAAUGUUAUGAAGGUACAUUUUAUUUUAAGAACACAAGAGAUAUUUUUAAAGAACAAGGGAAUCAACCCCUUGUCCAUGUUAUAGUAUCUUACAGCACUUUGCCCUGUCUACUCAUGUAUAAAUGGAAAUAUAUAAAUAUAUCUAUAUAGCUAUAUCUAGAAUGAUAGAGAUUAAGUACACACAGAUGUGGUUUUGUAAACACAUAUUUAUUAAUAUAUACGUACACAUACAUGCACAUGUGUAUGACAAAAGCUACUUUAAAGAUACCUAAUGUUUUUGUUCUAUACGGCAUUUCUCUUCACAGAAGUUUACAGGUCCCGUCAUGGUGCCCAUUACUGUUCCCAAAAAGUUUAGAAUUUCCGUAGCCAUUAUAUGUAAGAUUUGUUACACUUUCUUUAAUUGUAAUCAAUGCAUGCUAAUACCAAGGUAAAUAAAAACUGGAACAAGUAAAAAAAAAAAAAAAAAAGAAAAGAAAACAAAAUACUAUGUUACUAUGUACUAGACAAUAGUCAAGUGGGUGGAAAGUGGAAACCCCCUUUAAGCAUUUUUGUAUACCUCAUUCAUCCUCUGAAACAAAGAAAGUAAAAACAAAAAUGCAGAGAUCAGUAGAAUAGUGAUAGUAUAGCUUAUCUAUAUACCAUAGUGUUCACUAAAUGAGAUUCUUACUGCUUACAUUAUUUGUUUUUAAUAUAUGCUCUUCAUGCCACACAUAGGAUGUCAUUUCUUUAUUUUUGUGCCUUAUAAUCAUUUUACCAAUUAUUCUGUACCAACGACUUGUACCCCCUAUCGACUACUUUUUUUUUUUUAAAUUUUGCAGAAUAAAAUCUCACCAGAGCCAUCUCGCUUAACUCAUUUUAGUCAUCCCUUUAUUGGAUUAAGGAUCUUUCAGAAGGAGUCAAAUUAAUGUCAUGCUUGUCUCAUAUCAGUCUUG
Molecule: messenger RNA, 3937 nt
Organism: Hyla sarda
Lineage: Eukaryota; Metazoa; Chordata; Amphibia; Anura; Hylidae
Gene: ANKRD34A
Product: ankyrin repeat domain 34A
Exons: 2
Coding region: 463-2088 (541 amino acids)
Molecular function (GO): protein binding
Source: RefSeq, a predicted model, not a curated record